Messenger RNA from Ilex paraguariensis (yerba mate), 984 nucleotides. The record is from the annotation of a GenBank genome assembly. NCBI's taxonomy places the organism in Eukaryota, Viridiplantae, Streptophyta, Magnoliopsida, Aquifoliales, Aquifoliaceae.
AUGGGUUCUGCUCCUGCUCCCACAGCUCAUAAGCCUCAUGCUGUAUAUUCAAGCUAUUUGAGAAAUGGGUAUUUGGACACUGUCAUAGACUGGAUUCCAGGGAUGAAAGAUAUGCGGCUUAGAGAUUUCCCAAGCUUUAUUCGGACAACGGAUCCAAAUGAUCUUAUGAUGGACUUCAUGGCGCGAGAAACUGAUAGAUGUUCACUGGCAUCGGCAAUCAUUUUCAAUACUUUUGAUGCAUUAGAGCACUAUGUUAUAGAAGCUCUGUCGUCGAUGUGCCCUCCAAUUUACUCCAUCGGCCCUCUUCACUUGCUUGUCAAUCAACUCCCACAAAGCAGUCUGAAAUCUGUUGGAUCUAGUCUGUGGAAAGAAGAACCAGAGUGUCUCCAAUGGCUUAACUCGAAGAAGUCCAACUCGGUGGUUUAUGUGAACUUUGGCAGCAUCACAGUAAUGACUCGGGAACAACUCAUUGAGUUGGCCUGGGGACUUGCUAACAGCAAGAAGAACUUCCUCUGGAUAAUAAGGGAUGACUUAGUGGUGGGUGAUUCCGCUUCCGCCAUACUGACACCAGCAUUCAUUGAUGAAACUAGAGAAAGAGGUCUGAUUUCCAGAUGGUGCCCGCAAGAGAAAGUGCUCGGGCACCCGUCUAUUGGAGGGUUCUUGACACAUUGUGGAUGGAACUCUACCAUUGAAAGCCUGUCCAGCGGUGUGCCUAUGGUUUGCUGGCCAUUUUUCGCCGAUCAGCAAAUUAACUGUAGGUAUGCAUGCACUGAAUGGGGUGUUGGUUUGGAGAUAGAUAAUGAUAUGAAGAGAGAUGAGGUGGAGAAGCUUGUGAGAGAGUUAAUGGAUGGAGAGAAGGGUAAGAAGAUGAAGAAAAAAGCUAUGGAGUGGAAAAAAUUGGCAGAAGAGGCCAUAGUUUCAGGUGGUUCAUCAUACUUGAAUUUCGACAAACUUGUGAACGAUGUACUUCUGUCCAAACCCUAG